Setaria italica (foxtail millet) is the source of this 487-nucleotide messenger RNA. RefSeq names its product cytochrome c oxidase subunit 5C-like. Lineage: Eukaryota; Viridiplantae; Streptophyta; Magnoliopsida; Poales; Poaceae. Bases 109 to 354 code for a protein of 81 amino acids. The record is from RefSeq and is a predicted model, not a curated record. The transcript is spliced from 2 exons.
CUCGGAUCUCACCGUCAUCUAUCGUCUGGCAUUCCUCUCCGUUCCCAUUCCAUCCUCAACCUCGGACGGGGAUAGCUACCAAGAAGAAGGGACAACCAGCUACCAGCCAUGUCGACGACGGCGCACAAGGUGGCGACACACGCGGCGGCGAGGACGAAGACGGCGGGGAGGCGGCCGCCGAGCGUGCUGAGGGAGAUCGCGUACGGCAUGGGCCUGGGCCUCUUCGCGGGUUACCUGUGGAAGCUGCACCACUGGAGCAACCAGCGCCGCACCCGCGAGUUCUACAGCCUGCUCGACCAGGGCAAGAUCACCGUCGUCGCCGACGAGCCGCCGCGCACCGGAGCCGACGACUGACGGUGCGCACGCUUCAGCAGUUCGGUAGCUCAUCGCCGUGCUAGCUGACCUCCAGAAUGCAUGUUGUUUAAUUUGGCAUGCCACUUUAUUCAUCAGUUCAGUGCACUCUCGUCAGUAGUUUGCUUUGUCGUCA